Messenger RNA from Cladocopium goreaui, 3207 nucleotides. The record is from the annotation of a GenBank genome assembly. Lineage: Eukaryota; Dinophyceae; Suessiales; Symbiodiniaceae.
AUGAAGGCUGGGAGGCAGCGGUGCAAAGUGGUUUGGCAACUGGAAGAAAACUCCACGGCGGAUGUGUUUGCUAGGCGUGAACCCGAGGAGGUUCCAGAGCUUACGAGCAGCUCCAAGAUGCCUGUGGAUUUGGUGGCCAAGAUGAUUCAGGGUGAUGAGGAGGACGAGCAAAGUCCUGUGCUCUUAAAGACUUGGGACUUUGGAGGGCAACGCGAAUAUUACGUCAUGCAUCAUCUCUUCCUGACGAAUCGCGGUUUCUACAUCGUGGUCACCCGCCUGGACGCUUGGCGAACGGGUCCUACGGGUCCUUUGGACUCGGGCGACGUACUUCGGGACACCGACAGCGAGGACGGAGGGGCGUUCGAACCUCCGCUCGAUGCCCUGACCUUUUGGCUCUCCUCUAUCCACGUCCAUGCACCGGAUGCUCUGGUCUUUAUUGUGGGCAGCCAUGCUGACGUGGUGGCUUGUGGACACGAGGAGACCGAGGCUCGUGUUGAAGAAGAGAUCGUCAGCCUGAUGGAGAAAGUUCCAGGUCUGGAGCGACAGGUAGUAGUCAACAGUCAAGCGGGCAAGUGCUUCUUCUCUGUUGACAAUCGCUCAGGCACUGGCAUUGCUGAGUUACGUGAAGCCAUUGAUCGUGAGGCAACUGUGGCCUUAGCGCCCAAUGGGCACUUCGCGCAAGAGCUGCCCUUGCCGUGGCUGAGGCUUCGUGAAGCCUUGGAAGAUGCAGCAGAAGGCAGCACGGGAGAAGAAAACGAGUUGCCGCCCUUCACCGCCACCUUUGUUCUCAGCUUGGCCAAAGUGCAACAGAUGGGACAGGAGGCGGGCGUGGCUCCCGAGUCGUUGGUCGAUUGUUUGAAAUGCCUCCACGAUUUUGGAAGCAUCGUUUUUUUCGAUGAAGAUGAGCUACGAGACCAUGUGGUACUGAAUCCUCAAUGGUUGGCUGAUGCCAUGGCCCAAGUCUUGAACUGUCCGAGGGUGGUGCAAGGACACGUGGCGGCGGCCAAGCGUCUGCGAGAACGGGGUGAGCUGGAGGAGGAUUUGUUGACACGCUGCCUUUGGAGGCACCACAAGUUCCGGGAGAACCAGGCGGUGCUGCUUCGUAUGUUGCAUCGUUUUGACCUCCUGGUGCCGCUCACAACGCGACAUGCGUUGCCGUCCAAUGUGGUGCCCAGCUUGCUCCCCUGUGCACCCCAGCAGCCCACCUUGCCUUUGACCAACGACAAGAUCUGGGACUCGCUGUUUUUCGACUUUCACGGCCUGCUGUGUCGCCUGCUGCCAACCCUCUUUCCGAAGCUGGUUGCAGCAUCCUCCCGGCAGGACUGUGUGGAAGGCAUCGGCUCGUUAGGUCUCUUUCGUGACAGUUUUCGCCUGCUGUGGAUGGGAGAUGAACUUACUAUGGAUCUCUUGCCUGCAGAGCGGCCACAAGUGGUGCGGGUGACAUCGCAGGGAGGGCUCAGCGUGGCAGUAGUGCAAGGCUUGCUGCAGCUGGUGAAGGCUACAUUAGCACAGAAGAGCCACUUGUCCUUCACUGCUGGAGUUCUUUGCGAACAUUGCCACGCGCAGGGCCGAUCGCUGGCAGAGCGACAUCAUGUUCUCGAUCUGCAAGAGUUGCUGCAGGAGGCUCCGGUGCCCUGUCGCUUCUCCGCCCGUGCUGUGAUGCCACCAGAAACCUCCUGGGUAGCAGCCUGGAGGUCCACCAAAGCAACAUGUCCGAGGUUGAAUCUUCAUGAAGACCGUGGCAGUCCUGCGCACACAGCUUCGACGGAAGUUUCUGUCUCCUCCCGUGGUGGCUCCAUAGUGAACUUGCUGUAUGCCUCUCCCAUUUGGCGCAACGAGGCGGGUGAACUCCCACAGCUGGAUGUGCAAAACGAGGUCUCGCUGGUUGAGCUGGGUGAGGCUAUGCACUUGAGCCUCGCCACAGCUUCCAACUUGGCAGCCAUGCUCACAGCCGAGGCCACCACUCGCAGCAUCCUCCACCUGUCGCUACAUUGUGCAGACAACGGACAGGUUUUGUUACUGGAGGAUGCCACGGGCGGCGCGCACGCCUUUUCGUUGGAGGAUUUGCAAGCGCUGCUGAAAGCGACCAACGGUGCAAGUCGACUUCAGCUGGUUUUCCUCAAUGCCUGCUGUAGCGACUUAGCUGGGCAGAUCUUUUUGGAAGCUGGAGCUCCUCAUGUGGUCUGUUGCCGUGGAUCAGUCUUCGAUGCCACAGCACAGGCCUUUACAAAGGCCUUCUAUCGCGCCUUCGCUGCGGGCAGGAGCAUUGCUUCCGCCUUCGACAUCGCGAAGCUGGAGAUUCGCACGGCGCCGCAGCCUGGGCUGCGAGCCGAGGCGGAGAAGUAUUUGCUGCUGCCAGAAGGUGACGCUUCGCAUCAGUCUAGCUUCUGCGAACUGGCAUGGCGUGCAGGACCUCCGAAGCGCAGGUGGCUGCCGUCUCGAGUGGAGGACUUCUGCGGCCGUUCACGAGACCUUUGGCUCCUGCUGAAACACCUGGGCUCUGCACGACGCUGUGUGCUGGUGCAUGGCCCAGCCAAGAUUGGCAAAUCCGCGCUGCUGACUGAGCUGGCCCGUUUCGCCGCUGCGCCGGGGCGCAGCUAUGAGAACCGCGUGAUUUAUCUGGCAUGCGACGAGGCAGAUCUUGAGAAUCGAGAGGAGCCUCUGCUCUAUUUCCUACGGCAACUCUUCCGACAGCUACGGAUCGAGGAACAUGCAGCCACUGAGCAGCUUGAGGUGGGGCCAAGCAUCACAGCUCCAAAGGAGACGUUCAACAUGGAUCUCUCCGCCCAAAGCGAGGUGCGCAUCCUGCGAAGCCAAAUUGUCCAAAGUCUUCAAGAACUCGCAUCGCUUCACCACCCGGUGCUUCUGAUCUUGGAUGAUCUGGAUUCCCUGCUGCAAAGCAACGCAGAGGAACUCAGGAAGGUUCUCACUGAGUUGCUGCUGCGCACGGAGGGUCUGGAGUUGCUGCUGGCAGCACGUGAGGCUCCGUUUCAAGCUCUUGGCGCCCACAAGGUGGUGGGUUACCAUUUGGACCCUCUGCAGCCCUUGGACGCAGCCCGCCUCUUCCUGUGCUCAACUGAGUUGCUGCCGGUCAGCCGAACUGCGAGUGCCGAUGAGUGCCGUGGGGACGCGGCAUUCAGGUGGAGAGUUCACCGUCCCUUGGUGGUGGCGGACUUUUCAGUCGCUGUCCCCAGGAUCACAGCUUGA